CUGUUAGGAAUUGCUUUUGCCCUUUCUUAAUGCCAUCUUUGUGGUAGUGGCAGUGGUGUCUGCAGUCUAGUCACCAACAUGCAGCUUUUUGUCCGUGCCCAGGAGCUACACAUUCUUGAGGUAACUGGUCAGGAGACACUUGCCCAGAUCAAGGCUUCUGUAGCCUCGUUGGAGGGCAUUGCUCCAGAAGAUCAAGUCCUGCUCGUGGCAGGGAUGCCCUUAGAAGAUGAGGCUACCCUUGGCCAGUGUUGGGUAGAAGCUCUGAGCAUUCUAGAAGUAGCUGACCGCAUGCUUGGAGGUAAAGUCCAUGGUUCCCUGGCCUGUGUUGAGAAAGUAAGAGGUCAGACUUUCAAGGUGGCCAAACAAGAGAAAAAGAAGAUGACAGGCCAGCCCAAGAGGUGUAUGCAGUACUACUGGCUCUUUGUCAAUGUUGUACCCACCUUUGGCAAGAAGAAGGGCCCUAAUGCCAACUCUUAA
Dama dama (fallow deer) is the source of this 477-nucleotide messenger RNA. RefSeq names its product ubiquitin-like protein FUBI. The transcript has a single exon. Gene Ontology annotation, molecular function: structural constituent of ribosome; protein binding. Gene Ontology annotation, cellular component: ribosome; cytosolic small ribosomal subunit. NCBI's taxonomy places the organism in Eukaryota, Metazoa, Chordata, Mammalia, Artiodactyla, Cervidae. The record is from RefSeq and is a predicted model, not a curated record. Bases 79 to 477 code for a protein of 132 amino acids. Gene Ontology annotation, biological process: translation.